Messenger RNA from Macrosteles quadrilineatus (aster leafhopper), 1234 nucleotides. RefSeq lists its product as uncharacterized. The transcript has 6 exons. The record is from RefSeq and is a predicted model, not a curated record. NCBI's taxonomy places the organism in Eukaryota, Metazoa, Arthropoda, Insecta, Hemiptera, Cicadellidae. The coding region runs from base 116 to 1105 and encodes 329 amino acids.
GUCAAGAUCAUAGAAACGGAAAUUGUGAUGAACUCAGUUUUAUCAAGAGUUCAUAAUCACACUACAAAGUAAUUAGUGUAAUCUUUUGGACCUUUCGCAUAAAGUGAAAAAUGAAAUGUACUCCAUUUAUUUGUACAUUUCUGUUUUACCUUGGGUACUCAUAAAAGAAUUAAGAGCUGAUACAGGCCGUAAGAUUUUGAAUCAAAAUGAAAGAAGAGACAAUGAAACAACAAUGGAAUAUCCAUCGCCCUUGAGUAGCCUGUUUAAAAAUAUGUCAGUUGCAAUGGAAACAGAAUCGGAACAAGAAUCGGAUAAUGAUGGAAAUAAAUGGAACACCACCGUCCUUGAGGGUUAUAAAAGCCGGGGAAUUUAUUUGUCGCUUCAGUCGAUUCUUGAUUAUUUACGGCAACCUGAAUACCUGUCCACACCAGCAAUGAAGGAGAUAUUGAAGAAGUACAAGAGAGCCCUGAACACUGUAGGUGGAAAGCAGCUAACAGAUUUUUUGCCGGGACCUCGACGACGGUUCAUAGUCAUAGAGGGGCUGUACACAUCAAAAAGAAGCAACGUUGCACAACUGGUGUCAAGAAGUCUACAUGCCAAGUAUAUCCUGAACCCUUACGGCAAGUUGGCUGGGGUGUCCAAGCUACCUGCGACGUACAGCACUCGCAGAGCCUACUACUGUCUCACCAAAUACGCUGUUGCUAACGUUGCGGCCAAAAUGUUACGGGAUGAUCCUGUGGUUAUGGAGAGGUACUGGUUGGAUCAAAUCACCUUUGCUAUAGCCAAGACUUUCAAGUCUGAACUUCCCCCACUUGACUCUGGUCUGUAUGACUGGCCUAAAGAUCUGUUAAAACCUGAUCUUACAUUCUUUAUAAAUGCUGACAACAAAUCACUCGAUGGACUGUACCAACCGAACGAAAUUAACAAUUUUACUCUCAACCUUCUACAAGUUUAUGAUUACUUCAAGAUGAAAAUUCCUAUGGUGGAGAUAAGUUCGAACCAGUCUCUCCUAGCUAUGGUCAAGGAGGUCGUCGGCCAUGUAAGAAGUCUCGGGCCGGAGAUAGUGGAAGAAAAGAGGAGAAAAGCGGCUCGUCCUCUGGAUUAACUUUUGAUUAUGAUCCUCAUUCCCUAGCAACCUGUUCUAUCUAAUUCUGUCCUUAUAAUGUACACAAACCCUAUGGAUUGCAAAUUGAUCAAUUUCAAAACAAUUAAAUUAUAUCACUCCAUUUACUUC